Pomacea canaliculata is the source of this 2039-nucleotide messenger RNA. RefSeq lists its product as uncharacterized. The transcript is spliced from 6 exons. Lineage: Eukaryota; Metazoa; Mollusca; Gastropoda; Architaenioglossa; Ampullariidae. The record is from RefSeq and is a predicted model, not a curated record. Bases 56 to 1111 code for a protein of 351 amino acids.
CUUGUUUCAACCUAGUUUCUCUUUUAUCAUCCAUUUGUGUAGUCUGUUGCUGACAAUGAAAGUAAAGGAAUUUCUAAUCAGACAAAGUGGUACAAUUCUCAUCUGUCUUGGAGAUUCUACCUGGCAACAGCCUCAGCCAAUCCUGGACGUAGAAAGCCAUCCCGUGGUAUUUUUGCAUCAAGUUCUGAGUGUUCACGGAGAAGCUGGCGCAAACAUCCAUCAGUUUCUUACCCUGAAAGACAUGGGAUGGUCCAGAUAUAAAAGCAUUAAGAUUCGUGAACACAUUCGAAACAAAAUGUCUUUGUUCUUCUUGACUAGUCUGACUACCAUCAUGGCGUUGGAGAAUGUGGCGCUGAAUAAACCAGCUCAGCAAGUGUCAGAAUAUCAGAAUUACUACGCGCCUGCAGGCAAGGCAGUGGACGGAAACACAGAUGGCAAUUUUGGUCAUGGCUCCUGCACUCACACUAAAACACCAGAAGGUUAUACGACGACUUGGUGGAAGGUGGAUCUGAUGGGGUUUUACAAGGUUACCAGCGUGGAAAUUUUUGCGAGGACAGACUGCUGCAAUAAGCUACAGAAGUUUGAAGUCCGAGUGUCACUCACGAACCCAGUGAAGUUCCCUUCCAAUGAAGGUCAGCAGUGCUUCAAUCGCACAGACCUACUCCCUGCAUCCGGUCUCUAUGUCAACUGCACUCAGCCAAUCAUCGGCCGCUACGUCAGCUUGUACAAAGCGACCCUCGAAGUUCUGAGCAUUUGUGAACUUCGUGUGUUUGCCGACAAAGCAGUGAGCGGGUGUUUCCAAAGUUCUUCCCAGCAGGCAUCUGCUGCUGCUAACUCAGUCACAACAUGUGUUUAUUCGCUUUUUAUGGACAACUCCCGAGCAGUCGGAAAAGUUUACAAAUCGUUUGAAUCCGUUUCUGCCGCCAGAUGCUCAGUGAAGUGUGCGCAGACAGACAACUGCUUCGCCUUCAACUUCAAGACGUCACGUGACGCAGCCAACAGCAGUGUGACGUGUGAGCUGCUGCUGGGGUUCAGUGCGUUUGUCCCAACUGAUGUGAUGAGUGUAACUCAUCAAAAUGGUUGGAAAGUGUUUGCUCUCAGGUUCCUGUAAUAUGAGUUUCACAAGUUCAGGUUAUAUCCUCAUGAGUAUGGCUUGCUUUACAUGGACAUGACUUGCAGCGGUUUUCUUUUUUAUAAUUGAUAAAGUUUAGUGACUUGAGUAUAGUAAGAGAAAAUACCCAUUGAAAUAGUUGGUCUUGUUUGGUGAGCGAUUUCAUUUUGUUCGUCUGACAGCAUAAUUUUGUUUCACACCAUGAACAAAUUCAUUGGACCGACCUGCAAAAUAAUAGCACAGACCUGAAAUAUCACACGUGUCUUGAUAGCGGUACCUGUCGACCUCCCAGUAGAAAAUUAUUUAAAAUGGCUUCUAACAGGCAAAUACAUUGUGGCCAGCAAUGAAUACCGACAGUCCUCGACCAAACCAGGUUUUUUUACUUGGUUUUCAUUAAAGACCAUAACUGUAAAGAUUCCUGAUAGAAAGAGUAGAAUUAGUUAACAGUUAAUUAGUUAACAGUUGAUUAAGGAAAUCUGUCUGAGUAGCAGGCCUGAAACAUGUAACCUCGGUCCUAUUCCCUCCUCUCUGUUUGUCGAUUGUCUAGAUGUCUUGUUAAAACAAAAAACUUAGAGACUGAAUAUUUUACUGUGUUGUAAAAGGGAGCGUGUCUGUUAUAUGCGAAUAUGGGGGCACGAUUGUUGGUGAUUCGGUCUAGAUAUUAUUUAUAUAAAGCACACUGAGCAAAUCUUUUAAACAGCGCUGUAGAUAUCUUCAUUAUUAUGAUUAUUGCUAUCUAGGAAGCAUUUUCAAUCUGUUUCCUAAAUCACCUACACACACACAGAGAAUCUUGAAUUUUGUCUUUACACCUGUUUGCUUUUAAUGUGCAUGAGAUGGAGUAUAAGUAGUAAUCUGCAGAGAUAAUUUCAUCUUGCUAUGUUUUUAUAUUUGUUGUAUGCUGUAUGUGGGGUACAAAGCAUCAUUGCUA